Messenger RNA from Lolium rigidum, 988 nucleotides. Its product is annotated as zinc finger BED domain-containing protein DAYSLEEPER-like. Gene Ontology annotation, molecular function: DNA binding. The transcript is spliced from 2 exons. The record is from RefSeq and is a predicted model, not a curated record. The coding region runs from base 116 to 907 and encodes 263 amino acids. NCBI's taxonomy places the organism in Eukaryota, Viridiplantae, Streptophyta, Magnoliopsida, Poales, Poaceae.
CAGGCCUCCACCCGCAUCUCCUUCCCCACCGCAUCUCCAGCUCUCCAACCGCGUCGGCCGACAGCACGCCACCAGAGGGAUCCGGCCAGCAACUCAGCAAGUGACACGUUUGUAGAUGGCAUCCGAACCUGAGUAUGUUCUUGAGGAUGAGCUGAAUGCACGUGAACUUGCCCUUGCAAAUGCCCAUGAACGUGCGGCGGAUGCCCAUAUACUUGCGCUUGCGGAUGCAGAAGCAGAUGAAGCAAUAGCUGCAGGAGUGAAAGCCACGAUGAAAACGGAAGAUGCGGGGGUGAUUCAAAUUGAGGAUGAUGAGGAACCUGUCAAUCCAAAAUUGAGGAAACCGAUGGCAGCAAGAUCAGAGGCCUGGGAGCAUUUUACCAAAGUUCUAGAUUCCAAUGGUAAGGUGAAAGAAGGAUUGUGCAAGUAUUGUAACCGUCCAAUUCAAGCUACUACAGCAGGUAAUGGGACAUCAUCAAUGCACAGGCAUUUGCUAAGCUGCAAGAAAAAUCCAAAUAGGAACCAAGAUCCAAAUCAGGGUACUUUGCAAGCCACUCCGGGAGCUGGCCUCAACAAUUGGAAAUUUGAUCCAGAGGCACUUAGAAAGGCAUUUGCUGAAAUGGUGAUAGAGGAUGAGUUGCCAUUUGUGUUUGGUGAGAAGUCGGGCUUCAAAAAGUUCAUGUCGAAAGCUUGCCCUCGCUUCAAACCACCAUUUAGAAGGACGUGUGCUAGGGAAGUUGUCAAAAUCUAUCUAAGUGAGAAGGCCAAGUUGAUGAAGUUUUUCAAAGAGAACUGUGCAAGUGUAUGCGUCACCACUGAUUGUUGGACUUCUCAGCAGCAAGAUGGCUAUAUGACAGUGACUGCCCAUUUCAUGAGAAGGAGAAGGAGAAGGAGGAUGACAUGCGGCUAAUUGUAAAUGAAAGGGUGAAAGGGAAGAAGGAUGAGAAAGAGAAGGAAAAUAUCAAUUUGCUCAUAUAUGUGGCUGCAUUAG